CUUCGUGCUCUUCGACAAUCUUCCGGCAGCAGCGUCACCAGCUCCGCCUCGUCGACCCAGUGCUCCAACGUCGGCGCCUUCGUUUAACUUGGCCAACCAAGGGUUUUACAGCUCUUCGGCUCCGUCUUCGUCUGUUAAUAUCCAACGACCGCCUCGUCCACCUGUCCCUCUGUUUGCAAGUAACAGUGCCGGGAAUAUAAAUCAAGCUUCGCAGCCCCGCCCGACCGCAGCUAUGAACGACGAUUUCAACUUUGACACCGGCCUCGCCGACCCGUUCAACUGGGAAGAUGCGACCGUCGGAGCAGGCUUCACCGCCAUCAACAAUGCUCCAGGUUCCACCUCCACCCAAACGGUGUCUCCGAAGGACCUGUUCAACGUCGAUCCGCUCGCGUCCGCUCCGCCCUCGGCGGCCUUCACGAACUUGACGUCUCCGUCCAUCAACGGGUCUCCCUUCGUUGGGGACACCUAUGAUACCUCGCCCAUCUUCCAGGAUGAGGGCGAAAUGGGCGCCCACAACUGGUUCUCGCUCUUCCCGGACAGCACCGAUAAACCAUCCGCUCCUCUCGGCGAGCCGAUGGUCCGCGACAUGAGCAACCAGUCCGCCGCCAACCGUUCGAGCAGCUCCGCGUCCGACUCACCUGUCACACUCGAGUCUCGCCACCGCUCCGUCGGCUCCGGCAGCUUCUCAUCGCUGUCCGGCAUCACCAAGUCUCGCCGGCGAAAGGGUCCGCUCCCGCCGAUCGAGGUCGACGGUGGCGACAAGGUGGCUCUCAAGCGCGCUCGAAACACCCUGGCCGCGCGUGACUCCCGCCAGCGCAAGCUCGAGCAUGUCAACUAUCUCGAAUCGGAGAAAGCGCGCCUCGAGCAGUCCGUCGUCGAUUUGACGAGCGAGAACAACUCGCUGCGCGACCGCCUUAACCGUGCAGAGGCGCGCUUGUCCAACUCGGGCGCCGCGUUCGACGGCAAUGUGUUUUGAUUCGGGAUUGGACAGGUUAUCGACGUUAUUCUUGGUAUUCCCACCCGGUUGAACGCACAUCGGGAUGACGAUUGUUCAUCCACGUAUUCUGAUCUCCCUUUGGCUGGUGGCUCGUGUCUCUGGUGUGGGGAUGCAGCACCACGCCUGUUCCUCAAAAGUUCUUAUGAUGUGUGUGCGUGUGGACGGUUCAUUGUCUAAGCGGAUUCGUCUUCCUUCCGAGGAGGAUGUUUCCUGCUCUUAGACCUUUCCUUGUUUCCUACCUGGUACUACUGUUUGCUUUUAUCCACACCACUUCCUCCCUUACCCUGGCCGGUUCUGACGUCUCCCUUCUCGUGAGGGAUUGACUCGUGGCCAUGCACUUUGCGCUUCAUUUGAGAGAGGUUUUCCGAUGCUCAUCGCAUCUCUGGUUUU
This is a messenger RNA of Eremomyces bilateralis CBS 781.70, 1387 nucleotides long. RefSeq lists its product as uncharacterized. The transcript has 2 exons. Gene Ontology annotation, molecular function: DNA-binding transcription factor activity. NCBI's taxonomy places the organism in Eukaryota, Fungi, Ascomycota, Dothideomycetes, Eremomycetales, Eremomycetaceae. Bases 233 to 976 code for a protein of 247 amino acids. The record is from RefSeq and is a predicted model, not a curated record. Gene Ontology annotation, biological process: regulation of DNA-templated transcription.